AUGGGUUGCUGCUCAAGCACCAAUUCCUCAUCAUCCCCCCCUUAUGAUCCUCCUCCGACGAAUCUCUCACCGAUGACCACCCCUACCAGAUCAGACUGCCCUUACCAGUCUAUCUCCACUCUCCCGCCAGAACAAGAGGAGUCGGUAAAGGAAGUUUUAUCCGAAACAACUCCGACGCCCACGAUUCAAGAUGCAGAAGACAAUUAUAAACUGGCCAUGACCUGGCCGGAGGAGGAGACAUUAGAGAAUGUCGUCGGCGACCAUUCUCCUCUUCAGGCACAAAUGGUGAACGACAAAUGGGAAAUGAUGUCAGAAGAAGUACUACUGCGGCAACGUUCGCCGGCAAAGUUCCGUAACCGACCGGUCUCCGGUCAGAGAAGGUUGAUUUCGACGUCUCCAGGUCGUGUUGAUCACAGGAAAAGAAGAGACUCCGGGGAGAUUUCGGGAAGGAGAUCGAGGUCACCGGUAACUCGCGUUGGCGAUGGUGGUGGGGGAAUUACAAAUCUGGGUCUUACCCGGAACCCGUCGUCGUCGUCGAGGAGGAUGGGUAAGUCUCCCGGUCGGGUAAGAUCCGAACCCGAGAAGUAUUUGAAAGAAGAAGAAGACAAAUUGAAAUGGCCACCGACGACGACGACGAAUGAGUCACUUGAAAACCCACUUGUAUCCUUUGAAUGUUUCAUUUUCCUCUAA
This is a messenger RNA of Impatiens glandulifera, 690 nucleotides long. RefSeq lists its product as uncharacterized. The record is from RefSeq and is a predicted model, not a curated record. Lineage: Eukaryota; Viridiplantae; Streptophyta; Magnoliopsida; Ericales; Balsaminaceae. Bases 1 to 690 code for a protein of 229 amino acids. The transcript has a single exon.